This is a messenger RNA of Iphiclides podalirius (scarce swallowtail), 2244 nucleotides long. Lineage: Eukaryota; Metazoa; Arthropoda; Insecta; Lepidoptera; Papilionidae. The record is from the annotation of a GenBank genome assembly.
AUGGAUAACGAGCAGCCUCACCAGGAGCUAGUGAAAUGCGUGGUAGUGGGAGACACCGCUGUGGGGAAGACGCGCUUGAUCUGCGCCCGCGCUUGCAACAAACACGUCUCACUAUCGCAGCUGAUGACAACGCACGUGCCGACUGUGUGGGCCAUCGACCAGUACAGGAUCUACAAGGACGUGCUUGAAAGGUCGUGGGAAGUUGUCGAUGGGGUGAACGUGUCCCUGAGGCUGUGGGACACGUUUGGCGAUCACGAGAAGGACAGGAGGUUUGCUUAUGGAAGAUCUGACGUCGUCCUGCUAUGUUUCUCUAUCACCAAUCCGAUAUCGCUAAGGAAUUGUGGGGCAAUGUGGUAUCCCGAAAUCAGGCGCUUCUGUCCAAACACACCAGUACUUUUGGUCGGUUGUAAGAACGACCUUCGCUACAUGUACAGAGACGAAACUUAUUUGAACUUUUGCAAAGAUCGUAGCCCAUUCAUAAGAGCGCCGAGGAAAAGCGACCUCGUGAUGCCGGACCAAGGGAGGGCGCUGGCGCACGAGAUAGGGAUAUACUACUACGAGACGUCCGUGUUCACUUACUACGGCGUGAACGAGGUGUUCGAGAACGCGAUACGGGCGGCGCUGAUCGCGAGGCGCCAGCAGAGGUUCUGGAUGACCAACCUGAAGAGGGUGCAGAGGCCUUUGCUGCAGGCUCCAUUCAGACCUCCGAGACCAAUGGAGCCCGAUGUUGCCCCUGUGGACAGCAUCUACAUGGAAAAUAUGACGACAUUACUGAGACAGCAGUAUUUCUCAGACAUGGUGAUAAUUUGCGGCGCGAAGGGUUUUCCCGUCCACCGCUUCAUGAUGGCAGCUGCCUGCGAAGCGUUCCACCGGCUUCUCACCACGGACUGCGUGAGCCUCUCAGCCGAACUGGCGCGUAGCUCCAGCGAGAGCAGCAUGGUUAGUAGCAUGGGCGAGGCGACAGCCGGUGAUUUCAACGAAGACACGGAAUAUCUGAUACGGCAAGACCAAGCGAAACAGAUGAGGGUUUGGGACCAAAUCAAACGCCGCUCCUCAUGCCAAAUACUGCCGCUGAGCGACAGCUGCAAGAAACCGCCGGACCUCUACAGGGAGGUCAACCACCCCGCCAUCAACUCCAUUCGAGUCGUUAAGUGUGACAAAAUCCAGCACGUCACAUCGCAAACACAGACCAUUGUGACAAUGAGCAAGCUUGUAUCGCAGAACGUUAUGCAAGAAAUAAUCAACUUUAUUUACACCGGCGCGUUGGACAGCAGCGCCUGCAAUCAACCAUCCGCUACGAUCGGAUUACUACUGGAGAUCCGUCAAGCAGCCGAACUCCUCGGCUUUCACGAACUGACCAAGCUCAGCCAGUUCAUACUGGAUCAGCAUCUUCUCUUCGAUAAGGGUUACAUGCUUCAAUUCCACAAGCCAUUGCCCCAAAGGCUACUCGACAUGUGCGUGGAGCGCAAUCUGUUCGCUGACGUUACCUUCGACCUCGACGAUGGCAUCCAUUUGGCGCAUAGGGCAAUGCUGAUGGCGAGAUGCGACCCUAUGAAGGCCAUGUUCCAAGGCCACUUCAGGGAGAGCACGUCCAGAGUGAUCUCGUUCCCCGGCGUAAAAAUGUACGCCUUCCAAAUACUCCUCUGCUACAUCUAUUCGGAUCAAAUACCAAAAGUGGAGCCCACCAGGUGUUUAGAACUAUUGGAGCUGGCGAACCGGCUGUGCAUGAAUCGACUGGUAAGCCUGGUCGAGGCGAGUGUUGUGAAGCAACUCCAACUUCAGGACAGGGUGGGCGUCGCAGGCGAUCGGGUGGUGGAGAUAGCCCUGUCACUUUUGGAGCCCGUUAAGUUGCACAACGCUCACAGCCUCGCCAAUUGGUGCACGUGGCGUCUAUGCGGCGCUUACGAUAGGGUGUGCAGAGCGCGCCACCUAAGCCAGUCCUCGCGGGACUACCUAGCGGACAACCGCUGGCCCCCGGUCUGGUACGUGAAAGAGUAUGACUACUAUCAGAAGUGCCUCAAUGAGCAGUCCAAAGAACAGAAGGAGAUACGACCCACAACUUCUCUGCAAGCAAGCCAGCAAACCGGGUGCCUUUGCUUCACCAGUAAAGUCCGCCGCGAGAGCUCGGGUGCGAACGACGCAGCGGCGGAAGCGGGAGCGGAGGCGGCGGCGGAGACGGGAGCGACUCCCGCCGACGCCAGCACUGCACUGUGCCGCAGCGAACCGCAACCGAACCCGCCACUC